AUGGCCGCCGCGGCCGGAGCUGUUGACCGCAACAGCAGCAUCCAGGUCGCCGUUCGCGUGCGGCCCUUCACCAUCCAAGAGGCUGCGCAACUCACCAAGACCGACGAUGGCCCUCUCUUCCUCGGCGACGGCUCGCUCGCUGCCGCACCAAAGCCAAAGCUCGGCCAGAAGGGCCUGCGGAGCGUGAUCAAGGUCAUUGACGACAAGUGCUUAGUAUUCGACCCACCAGAAGACAACCCCGUCCAGCGGUUCAGUCGCUCCGUCGUGCCCACCGGCAAGCGCGUCAAGGACCAAACAUUCGGCUUCGAUCGCGUUUUCGACGACAACACCACCCAGAAUGACGUUUACGAGGGCACCACCAAAGGCUUGCUCGAUUCUGUCUUGGACGGAUUCAACUGCACUGUCUUCGCAUACGGUGCUACUGGCUGCGGAAAGACGCACACGAUUACUGGAACAGCCCAGCAGCCGGGCAUCAUCUUCAUGACCAUGCAAGAGCUAUUUGAGAAGGUCGAGGAUCUUCGCGAGACCAAGGACUGCGAAAUCACACUGUCCUACCUCGAGAUCUACAACGAGAAGAUUCGCGAUCUGCUUGUGACAGACGACACUGGCAAGCAGAAUCUCAUGCUGCGCGAGGACAACAAUCAAGUGGUGUCGGUCGCUGGCCUGUCAUCCCACAAGCCCAAGAGUGUCGCAGAGGUCAUGGACAUUGUCAUUCGAGGAAACGCGGCUCGCACCCAAUCACCAACCGAAGCAAACGCAACGUCUUCGCGGUCACAUGCAGUCUUGCAGGUCAACGUCUCUCUGAAAGACCGCAAUGCCUCUGUCAACGAGCCCGUCACAUUUGCGACCCUCUCCAUCAUCGACCUUGCAGGCUCUGAGCGUGCUUCAGCGACGAAGAACAGAGGCGUACGCCUGCAAGAGGGUGCCAACAUCAACAAGUCUCUUCUCGCCCUCGGCUCUUGCAUCAACGCUCUCUGCGAGCUGCGCAAGCACAUCCCAUUCCGCAACUCGACUCUGACUCGACUCCUCAAAUUCAGCUUGGGUGGCAAUUGUCGCACAGUCAUGAUCGUCUGUGUGUCGCCUAGCAGUGCGCACUUCGACGAGACUCAAAACACCUUACGCUAUGCAAAUCGAGCCAAGAACAUCCGCACGAAAAGUGUCCGCAAUGUCUACAACGUGGACCGCCACGUCAAGGACUACCUCAAGAAGAUCGACGAGCAGAUGGGCCUCAUCCGGGAGCUCACAGAGCAACAGAAGGACUACGAGAACAUUGCAUUUACCAAAUUCCGCAAGGCCGAGACCAAGAAGUCAGAGAUUGCCCAUGACGGAGUGCAGCGUAUCCGUGCAGCCUAUGAGCAUUCUUCCCAGGAGCGCAGCGAGCGCAUCACCAACACUAAGAGACUUCGCCAAAUUGAGCGCCGCAUUGGUGCAAUCUCUGGCUGGGUGGGCUCAUUUGAUCAAGUCUGUGAGACCCGUGAGGAGGAAGAGCCACCAGUUGCUUUGGUAGCCAUGAGAAAGACCGCACAAGGCAUUCUCUUGGAGCUUGAGGGAAGCCGCCAGCACUAUCAUCAACGUCUGGCCAAGAACAACUGGACCCGUGCAAUUGACACUGCACUUCAAGAUGGGAUCCGUCAACUGCAGAAUCUGGACGGAGCUAUACCCGACAGUGCUGAGGAAACCAACUUGCGCAAGGAGGUUGACCUCCUGAAGAGCCGAGCCGACAUCGACAUGCAUGUUCAAGUCCUGGAGCAGGAGAAGGUCGGCGAGUCUGGGCUGAUGCAAGUGAUGCUAACUGCUCACUUUGAGACCAUUGCCAUCCUCAACCAAAUCAUGCAGAUGAGCGAGGAGGAGGCGGUUCAAGCAGCACAUGAUGUCUUGGGUAAAGUCUUGCAGUCUUGCACUGAAGCUACUGGCCAAAUCAUCAAACCCGACGGCGGCCUCCAGAUCACCGAAGCAGUCCCACCCACUCGAUCCGGCACUCCAAAGAAGAAGAAGCAGAUCCCACUCAUGGGUCCAAGUCCGAUGAAGAGCAAAAUUCGACAGUCACUCGCAUCACAGCCUGGUCCUUCGGCCAUCCCAUCACAUCUGUCUGCAGAGAUGCAGCCCUCACCACACGUAGGCUCCAGCCCAGUCCGUGGAGCAACAGCGAGUCCUAGAAGGCGCGUUAAGCUCGGCGGUACUGCUCGCAAGGGAGUCGCAUUCGCUGGUGGCACUCCUAAGAAGAAGUCGCCCAGUAAGAAGCGUGUUGUGAGAUGGAGAGAUGAGGACGACAAUGCCGGUUCCCUCGUGGAGUUUCAGCCAACCCCGAAGAAGUUUGACAACACUCCACCCCAGCCGAACGGGCUCGAUAGCGACUCGAACGAGCCGCCGAAAUCGUCAUUCGCAUACGAUGCUGAUGGCGAGAUCAUGUCUAGCCCACUUCCAGCCGCACCUGUCCCAAGUAGCGAGGCUCGCAAGACCGGAACAGGCCGAUUCGCAACCGGCUUCCUCUCCAAGAAGAACGAAGGCUCGCCAUCUAUGCCCCCACCACCGACUCUCAGCCUUGGGGCGUACUCUAGUGAAGACGAUUCUAGCCCGCUUCGAUCGAUGGAGGGCAAUCGCGCCCCGCAACCACGCAGCAUGCAUGUCAAGAAGUCUUCUCGUCCGCCAGCCCCGAGCUCGGGCUCGGAGAAAGAGCAGGAGGAAGGUUCGACCUACUCAUCUGGCAGCGAGGUCGACAAGUCGUUCUCGGACAAGACCACAGCACGCGACAUCGGAGCUGCAAUGCGAAAGGGCCGGCGUACUUCAUCACUUGGUGGCAACAAUUCUGCUCGCCAGCGUGAGCGCGACAUCGCCUACCGCCGUCGUAGCCCGACUGCGACUUCUCCUCCAGGCGAUCAAGGCACCUUCUCGGACUCGCAUGCCCGCCGAUUCGUCAACUCGCAUCGGGAUAACAGCUCCCGCAGCAGCAUCCUCAGUCCUCGCACCCAGCCGGUGACCAAGGGUUCGCUGCCAUUGACAGCUCGUCGCAGCAUGUUCGACCUCGGUGGCAGCACGCCGCGUGAGAGUGCUCCGCGACCGGCAUCCCGGGCCAGUAGCGUUGUGCCUGGCAGUGCUACUCGCGGUAGUGCCACGAAGCCGCCGUUCAGAUGA
Zasmidium cellare ATCC 36951 is the source of this 3132-nucleotide messenger RNA. RefSeq lists its product as uncharacterized. The record is from RefSeq and is a predicted model, not a curated record. The transcript is spliced from 2 exons. Gene Ontology annotation, biological process: microtubule-based movement. Lineage: Eukaryota; Fungi; Ascomycota; Dothideomycetes; Mycosphaerellales; Mycosphaerellaceae. The coding region runs from base 1 to 3132 and encodes 1043 amino acids. Gene Ontology annotation, molecular function: microtubule binding; microtubule motor activity; ATP binding.